Messenger RNA from Telopea speciosissima, 1482 nucleotides. Its product is annotated as allene oxide synthase 1, chloroplastic-like. The transcript has 2 exons. The coding region runs from base 1 to 1482 and encodes 493 amino acids. The record is from RefSeq and is a predicted model, not a curated record. Gene Ontology annotation, molecular function: iron ion binding; heme binding; oxidoreductase activity, acting on paired donors, with incorporation or reduction of molecular oxygen. NCBI's taxonomy places the organism in Eukaryota, Viridiplantae, Streptophyta, Magnoliopsida, Proteales, Proteaceae. Gene Ontology annotation, biological process: sterol metabolic process.
AUGUCUACUUCUACAGAACUUGAAGCAUCCGGUGACUCACCAUCACAACGGUCGAAACUCCUCCAGAUUCAAGAAAUCCCAGGAACUGAUGGUCUUCCAUUAAUUGGAGCUUUAAGAGAUCGUAUCUCUUACUAUUACACUCAAGGCCAAGAUGAGUUCUUCAAAUCUCGAAUGCAAAAAUACAAAUCCACCAUCUUUAGAGCCAACAUGCCACCUGGACCUUUCAUGGCUUCUAACCCUAAAGUUAUCGUUCUCCUCGACUCCAAUAGCUUCCCUGUCCUCUUCGACAUGUCAAAGAUCGAAAAAAAAAAUGUGCUCGACGGCACUUUCAUGCCGUCGACUGAUUACACCGGUGGUUAUCGCGUUUGUGCGUUUCUUGAUCCUUCUGAACCCAAUCACGUUCUUCUCAAACGUUUCUUAUUCUCAAUUCUCGCUUCUCGUCAUAAAAUAUUCCUUCCCGAAUUCCGAUCUAGUCUUUCUGACGACCUUUUUCCACAACUCGAAGGGCAGAUUGCAACCAAUGGUAAAGCUGACUUUAACAGUAUCAGUAAUUCUAUGUGUUUUAGUUAUGUGUUUCGAUGUUUGUGCGAUAAAAGUCCAUCUGAUACCAAGAUUGGAUCUGACGGUCCAAAUAUUUUCUCCAAGUGGCUUUUUUUUCAACUUGCUCCAUUAAUAACAUUUGGUGUGACCAAAAAAUUUCCAAAUCUUUUAGAAGAUCUAUUGUUACACACCUUUCCACUUCCUUUCUUUCUUGUGAAAUCUGAUUACAAGAAGCUCUACGAUGUUUUUUAUGAAUCUGCGAGUCAGAUUCUAGACGAAGCGGAGGAGAUGGGAAUCAAGAGAGAUGAAGCGUGUCAUAACCUCGUUUUUCUUGCUGGGUUUAAUGCUUGCGGUGGAAUGCAAACUCUGUUUCCGGCUCUUAUGAAGUGGGUUGGCUUAGCUGGAGAAAAGCUUCAUCAACAGCUUGCUGAUGAGAUCAGAAGUGUCGUCAAGUCACAGGGAAGCGUGACAUUAUCUGCAAUAGAGGAAAUGCCGUUAACAAAGUCAGUAGUUUACGAAGUUCUCAGGAUCGAACCACCUGUGCCGUUCCAGUACGGGAAGGCUAAGAAAGAUUUCAUAAUCGAAAGCCAUGAAGCAGCAUUUCAGGUCAAGGAAGGUGAGAUGAUAUUUGGGUAUCAACCAUUCGCAACUAAAGAUCCUAAGGUCUUCGAGAAUCCUGAGGAGUUCAUGGGGAGAAGAUUCAUUGGAGAAGGAGAGAAGCUAUUGAAGUAUGUGUACUGGUCUAACGGUCGUGAAACGGAGAUUCCGACGGAGAGAAACAAACAGUGCGCGGGAAAGGAUCUGGUGAUUCUGUUAUCGAGGCUCAUGCUGGUGGAAUUCUUCCUCCGUUACGAUACGUUUACGGUUGACGUCGGGAAAUUGUUGCUUGGGUCAUCGGUGACGGUGAAAUCAUUGACGAAGAUGAAGGAGGAGAGUCCCUAA